This is a messenger RNA of Polyporus arcularius HHB13444, 826 nucleotides long. The record is from the annotation of a GenBank genome assembly. Lineage: Eukaryota; Fungi; Basidiomycota; Agaricomycetes; Polyporales; Polyporaceae.
UGCAUCGACACGCUCUACAUUGCUGGACGGCUACAUACGAUACACCUGGUGCAGCUCCAGCGAGCUUGAUGAGCUCGAACAUACGACCCGGCGCGUCAUACUUCCUCCCAAAUCAUGUGGCAGCGACACGACGCUGUACAGAAGGUCGACGGUCGUCGGCGCAUUUCUACCUCCCGGCGUCGUCACACCGCCGCGCGCGUUCACCUACUCGUCGAGCUCGCGGGACGAUAUCUCGGUGCCGGAGGCUCCGUCCUUCAUCGCGGUUACUUAUCCGGCGGCGGAGGUCUGCGCAGCGUGCGAUGGGCUGUCCUUGGAGACAUCACUUCUGCGGAAGCUCACCGUUGGGCGUACCUACGACUGCCACUGGUCCGGGAGACGGUGGACGGCUAUCGGUACGGUCCUCUUAGCCUCGGGCGCACCAUCCAAGCUAUGCUACACGGAGCUGCUCUGGGAGAGACAAUCGACGGGGAAGCACAGGCUGAUGGUUUCUCUUGCAAUCGGCAUGCCUUCCAGUCUCGUGAACGUUCUCAGCGAGGCGCAUGAGAAAACGAACGCAUCUGCUCCGGGCGUCCAGCUCAUGACAAUUGACAAACCUUGCAGCAGCCUCAAGCCCCAGCCAGAUCUGCUUGAACGCGUCUUCCGGCACGGUUCGAAGCGGACGGUGUCGAAGAGAACGCGCAGACACGGCGCAGAUCCGGGAGCAGGCGGCACAGGUCAGAGGCGGGCGGAGGCAGGCGGGAGCGGUGGUGGUGGUCAAGAGCAGACUUGCGCACUUCUCGGAACGCGCGAAGUCGCCGAAUAGGCGCCCGUGCUCGUUUCGACGCGG